GGGCCCCCUGCAGAGGAUGCUGGCCUCAGCAUUGAAGAGAAGCCGCUUCCUCAGAGGGGCUAAGUGCUGUGAAUGCAGUGCCUCCCUUUCACACCAGUACUACGAGAAGGAUGGGCAGCUCUUCUGCAAGAAGGACUACUGGGCCCGCUAUGGCGAGUCUUGCCACGGGUGCUCGGAGCACAUCACCAAGGGUCUGGUCAUGGUGGCUGGGGAGCUGAAGUACCACCCCGAGUGCUUCAUCUGCCUCACGUGUGGGACCUUCAUUGGUGACGGGGACACCUACACACUGGUGGAGCACUCCAAGCUGUACUGCGGACACUGCUACUGCCAGACCGUGGUGACCCCCGUCAUCAAGCAGAUCCUGCCUGACUCCCCUGGCUCUCACCUGCCCCACACAGUCACCUUCGUGUCCAUCCCAGCCUCAGCUCAUGGCAAACGUGGCCUCUCGGUCUCCAUCGACCCCCCUCACGGCCCGCCAGGCUGUGGCACAGAGCACUCCCACACCGUCCGCGUCCAGGGAGUGGACCCGGGCUGCAUGAGCCCAGAUGUGAAGAAUUCCAUCCACGUCGGAGACCGGAUCCUAGAAAUCAAUGGCACGCCCAUCCGGAACGUGCCCCUGGAUGAGAUUGAUCUGCUCAUCCAGGAAACCAGCCGCCUCCUCCAGCUGACCCUUGAGCAUGACCCCCAUGACACCCUGGGCCAUGGGCUGGGGCCUGAGCCCAGCCCUCUGGGCUCCCCAGUGCACACUCCCAGUGGGGAGGUGGGCAGCUCUGCCCGGCAUAAGCCUGUCUUGAGGAGCUGCAGCAUCGACAGGUCUCCAGGUGCCGGCUCGCUGGCCUCUCCAGCCUCCCAGUGCAAGGAUCUAGGUCGCUCUGAGUCCCUCCGUGUGGUCUCUCGGCCACACCGCAUCUUCCGGCCAUCAGACCUCAUCCAUGGGGAGGUGUUGGGCAAGGGCUGCUUCGGCCAGGCCAUCAAGGUGACGCACCGUGAGACUGGCGAGGUGAUGGUAAUGAAGGAGUUGAUCCGAUUUGACGAGGAGACCCAGAGGACGUUCCUCAAGGAGGUGAAGGUCAUGCGUUGCCUGGAGCACCCCAAUGUGCUCAAGUUCAUCGGGGUGCUGUACAAGGACAAGAGGCUCAACUUCAUCACCGAGUACAUCAAGGGGGGCACCCUCUGGGGCAUCAUCAAGAGCAUGGACAGCCAGUACCCGUGGAGCCAGAGGGUGAGCUUUGCCAAGGACAUCGCCUCAGGGAUGGCCUACCUCCACUCUAUGAACAUCAUCCACAGGGACCUCAACUCCCACAACUGCCUGGUGCGUGAGAACAAGAAUGUGGUGGUGGCCGACUUCGGGCUGGCACGGCUCAUGGUUGAUGAGAAGACUCAGCCCGAGGACCUGCGAAGCCUCAAGAAGCCAGACCGCAAGAAGCGGUAUACUGUGGUAGGCAACCCCUACUGGAUGGCCCCCGAGAUGAUCCACGGACGCAGCUAUGACGAGAAGGUGGAUGUGUUUUCCUUUGGCAUUGUCCUGUGCGAGAUCAUUGGGCGGGUGAAUGCAGACCCCGACUACCUGCCCCGCACCAUGGACUUUGGCCUCAAUGUUAGAGGCUUCCUGGACCGCUACUGCCCCCCAAACUGCCCCCCGAGCUUCUUCCCCAUUACUGUGCGCUGCUGCGAUCUGGACCCUGAGAAGAGGCCUUCCUUCGUGAAGCUGGAACACUGGCUGGAGACCCUCCGCAUGCACUUGGCCGGCCACCUGCCACUGGGCCCACAGCUGGAGCAGCUGGACAGGGGCUUCUGGGAGACCUACCGGCGUGGUGACAGUGGACUGCCUGCCCACCCAGAGGUCCCCGACUGAGUCUGGCCCACCCAGCUGCCCCGUCCCCACCUCUGGAGAAUCUACCCUCACCAGAUUCCUCUGCAGGAGGUGGCCAGGGGUGGGGCCUUGGCCAGAGCAGGCCCUGACUUGCCUUCUCCCACCCUGCAGCUGGCACCCCCACCCUCCUGUGCCCCAGCCCCAGUGCUGGCCCAGCUGCGUGCACACUGUCACUCUGCCCUGCCUCACCUGUCUUGGUGGGGCCUCCGCCCCUCGCUUCCCCUUGCAUGAGCUGGAGGGCCCUGAGAGUGGCGCCCAGUCCACUCACCACCAGCCGUCCUGCGCAUGCUGCCCGUCUGCAGCUCCCCCAGGGCGGCUGGAAGGCAGCCUCCGAACCAUGCCCUGUCAUGCAGGGUGCGUGGAGGGCGUGUGUGAAGGGGAGGCCAAGUUCCCAGGAGUCUGCGUUCCCAGGAGCCACAUGGGGAGUCGGGCUCAUUACCCCUAGGGGUUGUCUAGGUAGCAACAGGUAUUGAUAAUUGCCCAAAUGCCCAGAGCAGAGAGAGGUCUGACCCUGCAGAACAGAAGUCCCCAUGGGCUAGGCAACAGCCCUUUCUCUUGCUUUGGGUCUUUUUUGUUUGUUUGUCAAAGCCACUUUAGUGAGAAGUAGGUACCAGGCCUCAGGGUGCAGAGGGGUCCCUUGCGGGAGAGGGGAGCCUUGGUGCCUGAGCCAGAGCUGCUGGGAGUGCAGCCCAGGCAGAGGGAGGUCGGGCAGAGCAGACAGGGCGAGCGGCCACAAGCACCCAGCCCGAAGUUCAUCUCAGCCCCCCUCCCGCCUCUCCCCCGCGUCUCUUGCCAGUGGCUGCAGCAGCCUCGGCCCCUCCUCAUGCCCCUCUGUCCUCUGGGUUCUUUCUGUGUAAUCUAUUUUUUAAAAAGAGUUUGUAUUAUUUUUUCAUAUGGCUGCAGCAGCAGCUGCUGGGAGCUUGGGGUUUUAUUUUUUUGGCGGGUGGGGUAGGAGGGCCAUUUUGUCACUUUGCCUCAGUUGAGCAUCUAGGAAGUAUUAAAACUGUGAAGCUUUCUCAGUGCACUUUGAACCUGGAACACAAUCCCAAGAGGCCCGUGGGACCACAAUUUAGGGAGGCAGGACCCACUCGCCUCCAUCCAGGAACCGUGAUGUUUAAGGAAGAAGCCCCAGAUGCAGAACAAUAAACUACAUUCUGUACUCCCCA
This is a messenger RNA of Galeopterus variegatus (Sunda flying lemur), 3039 nucleotides long. It is a transcript of the gene LIMK1, whose product is annotated as LIM domain kinase 1. The transcript is spliced from 15 exons. Gene Ontology annotation, cellular component: cytoplasm; nucleus; neuron projection. NCBI's taxonomy places the organism in Eukaryota, Metazoa, Chordata, Mammalia, Dermoptera, Cynocephalidae. The record is from RefSeq and is a predicted model, not a curated record. Gene Ontology annotation, molecular function: protein binding; ATP binding; protein serine/threonine kinase activity. The coding region runs from base 17 to 1855 and encodes 612 amino acids. Gene Ontology annotation, biological process: protein phosphorylation; positive regulation of stress fiber assembly; actin cytoskeleton organization.